AUGAGGAAUCAUUCGGGGGUGAUACUGUUGGCAUUUGUUAUUUUGGUUUUAGGUAUUUGCAGGGCCUAUGGUGCAAUUUCAGCAGCUACAACGCAAGAGAUUGAGAAAGUGAAUGAGAAGGGUCCAUAUUUGGGAAUUAUAGUGCCAAAUAUGUUUGAGAUGAACCCUCUUCUCCAAUCUCCAAGUUUUGUAGCUGAUCUCAAAGUUCCUUACUUGGAGUAUUUCGGAAGAAGAUUUAGGUUCGGGAAGGUGGAAAAUGAGAAGGUUAUAAUAGUGAUGACUGGAUUGGGCAUGCUGAAUUCAGGAAUCACAACACAGUUGCUGCUAACUCUGUUUAAGUUGAAAGGUGUCCUACACUAUGGAAUUGCAGGAAAUGCAGAUCCUCAGCUCCAAAUCGGAGAUGUGACUGUCCCACAAUAUUGGGCACAUACAGGCCUUUGGAAUUGGCAGAGAUAUGGAGAUGGGCCUAAUGAUGAACUGGCUUUAGAAUCUAAUGGUGACUACACCAGGGAAAUCGGUUACCUUAGAUUUUCUAAAUUCCAAAAUGGUUCAGAAAACGGGAAGACAGUGGAUAACUUUUUAAACAAUGUUUGGUACCAACCAGAAGAGAUAUUUCCAGUAAAUGGAGUUCCAGAAGUUAGACAGCAUUCCUUCUGGGUUCCUGUCAACAAGCAUUACUUUGAUGUCGCAAAGAGAAUUGAGGGUAUGAAGUUUCAGAGAUGCGUUAAUUCAACCUGUUUACCAAGAUCACCAAAAGCAGUGAGAGUUAAAAGUGGGUCUAGUUCAAAUACUUUUGUCGAUAACAGUGCUUAUCGAGAGUUCCUCAACUCCAAGUUCAACGUAACUCCAAUAGACAUGGAAAGUGCUGCAGUUGCCCUGGUUUGUCAUCAACAACAUAUUCCAUUCAUUGCAAUUAGGGCUCUGUCUGAUUUAGCUGGCGGGGGUUCUGCAGUUUCCAAUGAAGCAGACAUCUUUGCAUCCUUGGCUGCUCAAAAUGCUGUAGAUGCUUCACUUCGAUUCAUUGCCUUAUUGGUUCCACAGUUGGAAUUUCUGCAUAAGGCCGGUUCUGAUUCUUAA
Messenger RNA from Dovyalis caffra, 1077 nucleotides. NCBI's taxonomy places the organism in Eukaryota, Viridiplantae, Streptophyta, Magnoliopsida, Malpighiales, Salicaceae. The record is from the annotation of a GenBank genome assembly.